AUGUUGCAUGAUUUGAAUCAAAUGAUGGCUGCAUCUGUAGCCAACGCAAAUCAAAUGGCAAAUGUUAUCUCGCAAAGUGGUAUACAAUCGAUACCUACUACACUCGCUAAUGCCUCAUUGGAAUCGAAUUUAUCUCGUCCACCAGUUCCAAGAAGCAUUGAAAAUCUCCCUCCACCAACUCCAAAUGCUGCACCCCCAGCCCCUGCUCCACCAAAACGUCGAGAAAUCUAUCGCUAUACCGCCAGUCGUCCGUUAUUUGCUUGUGCAUGGUCGUGUAAGACACAUCCUGAAAAGCGUUGGCGGCUUGCUGUUGGUAGUAUUGUGGAAGAUAAGGGUGGACAUAAUCGAGUUGCAAUAGUUCAAUUAGAUGAACAGCAUGGUGACUUAAUUGAACGAUUCUCAUUUGAACAUACUUUUCCACCGAAUUGUAUCGAAUGGAUACCUGAUCUGAAUAACGCUUUUCCCGACUUAAUUGCGACUAGUAGUGAUUGUCUUCGAAUUUAUCGUGUUGAAAAUAAUAAUACAGCUACUGUGGAAUGUGUUUUAAAUAAUAAACAAGCGUCAAAUUACUCCGGUCCUUUAACUAAUUUUGAUUGGAAUGAUGUCGAUCCAACUUUAAUAGGAACGUCCUCAAUCGAUAUGAGUUGCACGAUUUGGCAAAUAGAGACAGGGCAAAGUUUAUCUCAGACUAAAAAAGUUACUGGAAAUGUGAAGACACAACUAAUAGCUCAUGACAAACCGGUUCAUGAUAUUUCCUUUUCGAAGAUGGGUAAUGGACGCGAUAAUUUCGCAACUGUCGGUGCCGAUGGAAGUGCGCGAUUAUUCGAUUUGCGUAAUUUGCAGCAUUCUACUAUAGUCUAUGAAGAUCCGCUUCGCACGCCUUUAAUGCGUUUAGCUUGGAACAAACAGGAUAGCCAUUAUUUGGCAACAUUCGCUCAAGAUUCCGCAGAGGUUAUUGUCAUUGAUGUUCGCAUGCCGUGCAGUCCUGUUGCUAGGCUACACAACCAUCGUGGUUGUGUCAAUGGUCUUGCUUGGGCUCCCCAUUCUUCUUGUCAUAUUUGUACGGCAGGUGAUGACCAUCAAGCAUUGAUUUGGGAUGUAUCUUCAAUGCCUCGACCAGUCGAAGACCCAAUUUUAGCUUACCAGGCUGGAGGAGAAGUUUGGUUAAUCAAGUUCAUUGGUCUGCAGCACAUAUCGACUGGAUUUGUAUUUGUUUUGGUAGAAGCAUGGAAAUACUUCGAGUUUAAUGGAUUCGUGGUAAAAGAUUUUAAGCGUUCAUCUAUAAUAAUAUGGAGCAUUUUUGAUUUAAUCGGUAUUGAUGAUCAUGCUAUGGAUUCAGUGUUUCGAAAGCGUAAGGAAAUAUAUAAAUAUGAAGCACUUUAUGCGUUAUUCGCAAUGGGAUGGUCAGUGCAUCCUGAAAAAUCAAAAAAAUUUCGAGUUGCUGUGGCUAGUUUUAUCGAAGAGUAUGCAAAUAAAAUUUCGGUAAUACAACUCGAUGAUGAGGCAUGUGAACUAAUUCAUCGAGGAACUUUUGAUCAUCCUUAUCCACCAACUAAAGUCAUGUGGAUUCCCGACCAUAAAGGAGUGUAUCCAGAUUUACUUGCAACCACCGGUGAUUAUUUACGUCUUUGGCGACUGGACGGUGAAAACGGUGCUAAACUUGAAGUUAGGCUUAACAAUAACAAAAGCAGUCAGUAUUGUGCACCUUUAACCUCAUGUGAUUGGAAUGAAAUUGAUCUUUCAAUUAUCGCAGUCUCAAGCAUCGAUACAACAUGUACAAUUUGGCAAAUUGAGACUGGACAAGCGAUUGGAACUACAGCUGCUGUUACAAAUGGUAUAGUGAAAACACAGUUGAUAGCUCAUGAAAAAGAGGUGUGCGAUGUCGAGUUUACCCGCAUUGGUAGCGGUCGUGAAGUAUUCGCCAGUGCUGGAGCUGAUGGAAGUAUACGUAUUUUCGACAUGCGUCAUUUAGAGCAUUCAACGAUAAUUUAUGAAGAACCUUCAAGAACUCCACUUCUUCGUCUCGCUUGCAAUAAGCAAGAUUCAAAUUAUAUUGCCUUUAUUGCACAAGGUUCUAAUGAGGUGCCACUUAUCGAUGUCCGAAUACCAAACAAAGCUAUAGCUAAAUUACGCAACCAUCAUGCAACAGUUAACGGAAUCGCAUGGUCACCAUAUACUCCUUAUCAUGUUUGUACUGCCGGUGAUGAUAAUCAAGCUUUAAUUUGGGAUAUGCAUUAUAUAAUGCGUCCUGUUGAAGAUCCCAUAUUAGCAUAUCAAGCUGACGGCGAGAUAAAUCAGGUGCAUUGGUCAGCUGCUUUUCCCGAGUGGAUCGCAAUUUGUUAUGAUAAAUAUUUAGAAAUCCUUAAAGUAUAG
Dracunculus medinensis (Guinea worm) is the source of this 2373-nucleotide messenger RNA. Lineage: Eukaryota; Metazoa; Nematoda; Chromadorea; Rhabditida; Dracunculidae. The record is from the annotation of a GenBank genome assembly.